AUGGAACCGAGAACUCGCCAGCCGUCGUCCCCCUUCCGCAGUACAAUGGCCCGAGCUCCCGAAAGAGAUAGUCUGCCUGCUUUUCUUCUUUCUGGACAGGCUGGCACGCUGGGAGGACCAAGACUGAGGUCUGCAAGUCCGGGGAGGCGAGCUCUGGCGAUCGACAUGCGCCGCAUCGCCAGCUUGCUGCGUGAGCCUACUCAAGCUUUGCAAGGGACUGGGGAGAGCAUGAACAACUCUCUCUGCUCCAGCCCGAACAGUGCCUGGGAGCCGGGAGACCGGGGUGCCGCCCCCACGCAAGCGCGAGCUGCGAGCUUGUCACGCAUGGUGAUGCAGAACCAGUUCACCGCGCUGGCGGAGAGGAUCAAUUCAGGGGUCACGGCGCUGCAGCGGCAGUGCGAGGCAGACAGGCGGCGGCUGACCAGCCUAGAGAAGAAGCUCGAGGCCAAAGCGGACACCGAGAAGCCGGACGGCCGAGAGCGCUGGGCGGAGGUGCAGGGCAGCGUCAAUGGACUCAUUGAGGAGACUCAAGCCCUGGCCCGCCGCGUCGACGGGCUCGACGAGCGGCUCUGGGCACGCACCAGCGGGUCGGAAGCCUCGAAGCAGAGGAACAGGGAACUGGAGCAGCAGGUCCAGGCCCUCGAGCAGCAGAACCGCUUGGCCGCGGCCUCUGUGGAGGAGAUGCAGAAGCGACAGGCUACAAAGAUUCGCCGCGCGGAGCACUCGCUCGAGGAGAUCCUGCGGCGUCUGGCCUCAGUGGAGGAUGAGGCUCGCCAGAGGGGCGCCUCGCGAGACGGCUUUCUGGAGGCUCGGAUCAUUAGCUCGGAGCAGAACCAGGAAGCGUUGGACGCCGAAAUCCGGGCGCUGCAGGCCAACUUGGAGGACGGCCUGCAGCAGCUGCGGGAGGAGCUGCUGGGCGGCGGCCAAGAGGACGGAGCUGACUUCCAUGGGUCCGACGUCUACGAGGCUGUUCGAAAGGGCGAGAUGGGGCUUUCCAGCUUGGACAGGAAGGUCACCGGCCAGGUUGAGGACCUGUCUGCAUCGUUGGCCAGCCUGCGCGUGAAGGUGGACGGAGUUCUGAGCCGGGUUGGGGGGCUCGCCGAGCGCAUCGAGACGGCUCACGAGCCCUCUGUGGACGCGCUGCGACUGGAGCUGUCGCAGGUGCGCAGCCAGGAGCGCCGGGAGCUGGACGCGGAGGUGAGCGCCCUGAAGGGCCGCGUGCAGCAGGUGCAAGACUCCAAUGAGGAGGCCUGCGCAGAGGUCCGCGAGGCGCUGCGCCAGGCGCGGGCGGAGAUCGCGGCUCUCAGCUACCGGCCCGAGGUGAAAGAGGCAAGUGAGAACUCGUGGCUGCGAAAUGCAGAGGAGAGGCUCGCCAGCCAGGAGCAGGAGCUUUUUGACCUGCGCGAGCGAGUGGAGGAAGUGGUGCAGGCGGGUGGCGAGAAGGCCGGCGAGUUCAAGCCCAGCGAGGACUUGGAAGACUUGCGGCGGCGCCUGGAUUGGUUGGAGGAGCAGGGCGGGGACAAGCCCGAGUCCAACCGCUUAGCCCAGGUUCAGAAUACUAUCUGCGAGCUGGUGGAGCAGGUGUCAAAGCUAAAGCAGCAGGCAUCGAGCUCUGAGUCCAAUACCUCCUCCUGGCAGCAGCAGGUGAAGCAGAUCCAUAGCCUCAUCGAAAGGCGGCAGAACGAGGAUGCCGCGGCCAUGCGCGUCACCACGGAGGUGGAAGCGAAGGUGGGGGCGCUGUCCUCGCAAGUGGCGGACCUUGCAGCGCGUCUCCUGGAGGCGGAGGGCAACUUGGACUUCGCGCGGGAGAAUGAGGCCUCAACUUUGACCGAGGCACGAGAGGAGCCGGUGGCUCGGCCCACGGCGCUGCAGGAGAAGCUGGAAGCUGUUGCUGAGCACCUGGAGGUGGUAGACGACCUCUCGGAGCGCCUCUGUGACCUGGAGAGACGCUUCGCCACAGGCCACGAGAGCCACGCGCUUGGCAACCAGUCUCCUGGGCCUUUCUCCGAGGUGAGCUUUGGUGGCGAGGCGCCCAUGAAGGCGUCGGCUGCGCACGAUAUGUCGCGCGAGCUGGCAGAGCUGCAGACGCGGAUGGACGGCGAGGGCCGUUGGAAGGAGCGGCACGCGGAGCUGCAGAAGGCGCAGGCAGAGGAGGUCCAAACCCUGAGCGGCAAGCUUACGGACCUCACCUCGCGGCUCGGGAAGUCGGAGCGGCUGCUGAGCAGCUUGCAGGAGGCGCCUGCCGCGGAAGUGGACGCUUUGCGGCUGGAGCUUCUUGAGAAGCUCGAACGUCUGGAGUCGCCAGGCCUCACCCAGGUCGACGACGCAACGACGGCCGCGACUGUCAAGUUGGCUGCCGACAUGCAGGAGGUGAAGCAGGAGGUGGAAGGCCUGGGAGACAAGGUGGACAUGACCUUGGACGACCUCAAAGAGGGCCUGGUGGCUGCGAAGAAUGCUGUCGAGGCCGCCAUGGCACCCAUCAAGCAGGAGCUCAAGGACCUGCGCGGGCGGCUGCCGGACGCGGAGGCGGAGGCGAGCGCGGAGCAGGCGCUGCUGGAGAAGCUGGAAGAGGUCGAAAGAAAGAUCCGAGACGUGCAAAAGGAGAAAGAGGCGCAGACUGGCACUGUUUCGUCCGGCGAGGACCUCGCAGCGCUGCAGAAGAGUAUCCAAAGGCUCCAAGAGGCCGGGGCGAAGGCCGACUCGGACAAGGUGGAGCUUGAGGAGGCGGUGCAGCAGCUGAAAGACUUGCCCUUGAAGGUCCAGGACGUGUCGUUGGUGCAGGAGACGCUCAGGAAAGAGGUUGAAUCGCUGAGUACCAGCCUGGAGGAGCAGGCGAAGAAGGCGACCCUGGUGCUGGCCAAAUCAGAGCCUGAUGAGGAUCUCCGCCAGAUGGUGGAGCAGCUUCGUCAGAAGGUGCAGGAGUCGCCUUCGAUGCAGCCUUCGACGCAGCCUUCUUUGGAUCUCACAGAGCUGCGGGAGCAGAUGAAGCAGCUGGAGCAAAAAGUUGAAGGCUCCGGGCAUGAGGAGGAUGCAAAGCUGCGGUCACAGGUGCAGCAGCAGGUGCAAGACCUCGGCGUGCAGCUCUCUAAGGAGGUGGCCAACCUGGCAGAGCAUCAGAAGGACAUAUGCGAAGCCAAGACGACCGUGGAGGAGCUUGCCAAGCAGCUGAAGGCCCCUUCGCGGUCUCCUGAGCUGGAGAAGGAGAUUCAAAACCUCCGGAACGAGCUGAGCAAUGUUGUCGGCCGCUUGACCUCCACAGAAUCGACGUCCUCCAUGGUCAAGAAGGAGGUCCAAGAUGUCAAGAAGGAAGUCGCGGAUCUUGUGGAUCGACUCAGCACAGCAGAGUCAGCAUCCUCUGCCACGGCAAAGGACCUGGAAGCGCUUCUGGGUCCCAAGAACAAGAUCGGCAUCAGCCUUGGUGGCACAGAAUCGCCUUUAGCGGAGGUAUGCGGGCGCUUGGACCUGUUGAGCGAGCAGGUUGCGGAGUUGCAGAACAAGUCGGACACGCCGGGCAUCGUCAUCCACAAGGCCCGGUGCGAUUCGGCAGCCAGCGCCGAUGGGAGCCUGAACUUCUCCCUCACCGAGCAGACCGAGCGACCAGGCGCACAGGGCGGCGACAGCCUGAACUUCUCUCUCACGGAGACGGCAAAGGACCUCUUGGUCUCGGAGCCACCAAAGCGACCAGGCCUCGUCAUCAGCACCGAGGAAGACUCGGACGGGGCCGAGAUCCUGUCGGCAAGUGAUUCUCCAUCUGCGGCCCUGCCGGGCAAGUUAGCCAAAGGCGCGGGGCAGACCUUGAUCCGAAACACCUUCCUCGACUUUUUGGAGACGAAGGAAGUCGACCUUGCGGAUGAGGAUCCAUGGAUUAUCGACUCCAAUCCUCGCCGACUAUACACGGACAGUGUAGUUACUCAAAGGUCUAUUCGCAAGCAGCUCGAAGAGCCUGAUACGGCCUGGGGUGCUGAUGACGCUGACGCCACAGGUACAGGCGAAGGUACUACAUCUAGCAGUUCCAUUGACGCGGACAAUGAGGCCGAGCAUUCCCAAUUCUGGCCAUCAAAUUGCGAGACGACUGCCUCAACCUGUGAGGAUGAUGAGUGGCAGCAAGAGAGCAAGAACUCCCGGCAGGUCGAUCAACAGGUACUCGCCGCUCGGGAGGCCGCGGCGGCUGGCAAGGGCUUGAGCGGGCUGACGACAGUCAUGAUACGUAACGUUCCCAGCAGAUACACCCAGCAGAAGUUGAUGCGAGAGAUCAACAGCUUGGGCUUUCUGGGCCAAUACGACUUCUUCUACUUGCCAGUGCAGCCGCAUGGACGAGGGAAUCGCGGAUUCGCCUUCGUAAACUUCAUUUGCCCCGAGGCUGCAGAACGGUUCUACAUGGCACUGCAUGGUCGCAUGUUCCGCCACUGUGCUGAAGCGCCGGCAGCUGUGAUGCCUGCGGAUUUACAAGGCUUCGAAGUCAAUGCAGAGCAUUACGCAAACAUGCGCCACAGCCGCAGUGCUAGGCGGCCACUGCAAGCAGGCCGCGCUUUGUUCUUCCGACCCCUGCCCCAGCACCUGCUUGAUAUCGUUGGUUCUGCUGCAAAGGUUGUGGACUGCGCCGGUCCAGAGCUCGAGUGCGUCGCCCGCCCGCUCGCGCAUCCCACGUGCUCCGCCAUUCUUGCCGAGCAGAGUGCACCGGCCCCUGAUGUCAACUCCAUCCUGCCGAUUGGAUUACAGCCGCCAGUUGCACACAGGCAAAUGGUUGGCUCAGCUCAAGCGAAGGACGCCUGCCAGGUGCAGCGGUUUUGCACCUACUGCGGCUGCGCGAAGCCGCCAGCACACACUUUUUGCACCUAUUGCGGCAUGCAGGCCUCGGCUUCAGCAUCCUGA
Effrenium voratum is the source of this 4872-nucleotide messenger RNA. Lineage: Eukaryota; Dinophyceae; Suessiales; Symbiodiniaceae. The record is from the annotation of a GenBank genome assembly.